CCGUUCCCCCCCGCGAGCCGUUUCCUGCCCCGGCUCGAGCCGCUCGCCCCGCGGAGCCCCCCCCAUCCCCCGAGCAGCCGGGGCCGGGCGGGGCGAAGAUGCCCGGCGGGGGCCCGGCCCAGGCCCCGGUGACGUUUGAGGAUGUCGCAGUCUAUUUCUCGCCGGAGGAGUGGAAGGAGCUAGCAGAAUGGCAGAAAGAACUGUACUGGGACGUGAUGAAGGAGAAUUAUGAGCUUGUCACCUCGCUAGUAGAUGAUGAGAUUGUGAAUGAAAGUAUGGAGGAGAAGAACCAGGAGGAAGAUGCUGAAAACCUGCUUCCAGUCAAGACCUUUUCAGUAAAACCUGAAGAGAAAGUUUCCCAAAGUUCAGUGAAGGUGAAAAACUGCCUGAGUCAGAGCAAACUCCAGACAAUGCAGAGAAACUCUGCAGGGAACACGCAAGGGAUAUCCACAAACAGCACAGCUCAGCAGAAAGCCCAGGUGACAGAGAGACCAGACACCCUUCAGGAAUGCAAGCGAAGCUGUGUGGAGAAGACAGAUCUCCUGAUACGGCAGAGGAACCACAAGAGGGAGAGGCCGUUUCCCUGCAGCGAGUGUGGGAAAUGCUUCUCUCAGAAAGGGGACCUGAAGAUCCACCUGCGAAUCCACACGGGGGAGCGGCCGUACACGUGCACUGAGUGCGGGAAAAGCUUCACCCAGAGGGGAUACCUGAAGAUCCACCUGAGGCUCCACACGGGGGAGAAGCCCUUUCCAUGCACUGAAUGCGGGAAACGGUUCCCGUCGAAGGGGGAUCUCAAAAUGCACCAGAGGAAGCACACGGGGGAGCGGCCCUUUCUGUGCAGUGAAUGUGGGAAGAGCUUCACUCGCAAGGUGGACCUCAAAGUCCACCAGAGGAAGCACACGGGGGAGAGGCCCUUUGCUUGCACGGAGUGCGGGAAGAGUUUUACUUCCAAGGGGUAUCUCAAGAUACACCUGGGACAGCACAAGGGGAAGAGGCCCUUCACGUGUCUGGAGUGCGGGAAAAGCUUCAUUUCCAAGGGCUCCCUCAAGGCGCACCAGAGAAUCCACACGGGGGAGACGCCCUUCACGUGCACCGAGUGUGCGAAGAGCUUCACCACCAAGGGCUAUCUCAAGAUACACCAGAGGCUACACACGGGGGAGACCCCGUAUCCCUGCCCCGAGUGCGGGAAGCGCUUCACCACCAAGGGCUAUCUGAAGAUACACCAGAAAAUCCACACGGACGGGACCCCCUUCAUCUGCAGUGACUGCGGGAAGAGCUUUGCCACCAUGCGAUAUCUCAAGAUGCACCAGAGGAGCCACACAGGAGAGACCACAUUCACCUGUGCGGAGUGUGGGGAGAGCUUCGCCCAGAAGGGCUAUCUCCGCAUCCACCAGCGGAUGCACACAGGGGAGGGCCUGUUCACCUGCUCUGACUGCGGGAAAAGCUUCACAGCCAAGUACCUGCGGAUCCACCAGCGAAUGCACACGGGGGAGCGGCCCUUCACUUGCACGGAGUGUGGGAAAAGCUUCACCGCAGAGGGGUCUCUGAAAAUCCACCUCAAGAUCCACAGCAGGGUGCUGCUGAGUAUAUGCACCGACUGCGGGAAAAGCUUCUCCUCCAUGCGCUAUCUCAAGGUGCACCAGAAAACCCAUUCCCAAGAGCCAGUGACGCUACCCAGCGAAAGUGGGGACGGUUUCCCAGAGAAGGCGCUUGCCACCGUCCCUCAGAAAGCCCACAGAGCAAUGAUCUCAUUUACCUGCAGGGACUGCGGGAAAAGCUUCUGCCAGAAGUCUAAUUUAAUAACGCACCAGAAAGCCCACGCGCAGGAGAGACAGGUUCUCACCCACAGGCCCAGCGCCGGCCCUGCUGCCGCUCCACCGACAUCCGUGAAGUCGCACCCAGUGAAUUUGGCUCAGGAAGUUUUAAGAGCAGGGAAAGAGCAUCUCGACCCAAAUCCCUAUCCCCUGGUCAUGGAUUUAAAGCCCAGCUUCCAGUUUGCUCUGCAGACCUGUCCACUUUCCCCAGGAGUAAAUCUAGGUGUCUCUUGAGCUCACGUGGCAGCCUGCUCCUGCUGACAAUGUAUCCCGUGUGGUUAUUGUUACCUUUUGCAUGAUGUAGCUCUGCCCAGGUUCCUCCAUUUACUCCCAAUUCCUAACCCCUAUUGCACCCUUCCAAGGUAGCUGGAUGGUACCCGGUCCUGCAGUGCCCCAGGUGGGGACUCACAGGAGCCUUACAUGCUACCACAUCCUUUGGUUUUCCUCCUCUUCUAUCCAUGCAGCAUAGCAUCUGGUCUGGCUUUUUUGCUGCCGCUUCGCAUUGAGCGGGUGAUUUCAAUGAUUUUAUCACAAUAAAUCCCACUCGCGUGCUGGGCGACUAGGGAUACUGAGCAUAGAUCCCUUCGCUCGCUUGCUUGCUCACACACUAAUUUCAUUGCACUGUGUUUCUGAUCAGUCAGUGCAGUCACCUACACAAUCCAAAUCCUUUACCACCCCGUGCCCAGAUCCGUGUCAUCUCCUCUGACUCUUUAGCAUCACGUACAAACCCUGAGCUCGGGGGCUGUAUUCAUCCCACGUAUAACUUCCUUGGAGGUACCCCGGGGUGAAUUGGGACUUUUCCUUUUCAGAAGCCUCCAUAGGAUGGCAGAGGCCAUAGAAUCGACCCUGAGCCAUGCCACUCAUCAUCCAGUCUGUUGCUCCCCGUUGAUUCCUGUUCUGGGAGUGCCGAGUGUUAGAGAAAGUUCACUGAAAACCCACGUUAACGUAACAGAUGAGCAAACCGCAGAGGCCAGGAACCAUCGACUUGUGCUCAGUGCACGGAAAGCUCCCUCCGGAGGAGAAAGGGCAGAACUUGGCAGCAAGCCCAGGCCAGAAAGGACAAAGGUUGGUUCUGGUGCUGUAAGAGCAGCGUGUGAGAAGUUCCACCUUCAGGGCCAAGGGAGACGUUGCACAUGCAGCCGUCAGAUGUAUGGGGAGGGAGAAAAGCCAGAGUCACUGAAAUGGCACUGGGGAGCCCGUGACAUUCAUCCAGUUAGGCCCCCCUUUAUUCUACAGCCGGGAAUUUGUAAGGGACCAAAGAGAGGUGGUAAACAGCAGAAGAGCUGCUGGCAAGGGCUCCAGGCUAAGUCCCUGGAGAAGGUGGAAGAGACAACAAGGAUCAUAAUAAUUACAGCUGGAAAAGAGAUGUGAGCUCAUCGAAGCGAACAUGUGCCUGAGACCUGCCCCAGCCAGCUUCCUUCAUUCCUGCAUCUGUGUUUUAGGAGGCUCUGCUUCCCCGAACACUGGGCUGGACGCAUUCCUGGGGGACACUGGGCGACUGGCUGAGAAGGAGGCGUUCUGCCCCUUUCUCAGGUUUAUUCCCACAGCAGUCGACGUUGUGCCAGGCUCCCCUGGAAAUUUGCAGUUACUAACUCUGGGCCUUAUCCAGUCAAGCAGUAACAUCUUGUAGGGCCCUGUACUGAUACAGCCUCUGGGGCUGGGGCUGGCUUUCACUCAUCCUCACAGCCAGGCCUCUCCUGGGUCAGCUCCGCAUGGCGUGUCCUGGGGCCUGGAGCUGGUGUUCAGAGGGUCGGGUGUUCUGGCUGGUGCUCAGUGUCUCUGUUCCCGAUAUGGAAAUUCUCUCGGACACGAAGCUUGUGACUUCUCACACUUCCCGGCGAAUACCUCCCAGGAGUUUUUAACAUCUGUCCCGCAGGUUCCAGGGCUUGGAGAGCUGGUUCUCCCUACUCCUUCACUGCUGCACAAAAAUCGUUCGAAGCGUCCUUGAUGUCUCCCAGUUGUCUGCACGCACCUCGGGAGCUGCCUUUGCUUAGAGCGUCUGUGGAUGUUUAUGGCUCAAGACAGCUCACGUGCUCAGGUGAUACUGGCAGGGCUGGGAGCGGGGAACUCUAGGGUUCUAACGGGCUCGGCUCCUGAUUCCCUGCGUGGCCUUGAGUCACCGCCCCUCCCUGUGCUCUGGUUUCCCUUUUGUAAAAGGCAGGUGGGGCCAGCUCUCCGGCCACA
Messenger RNA from Mauremys mutica (yellowpond turtle), 3998 nucleotides. RefSeq names its product gastrula zinc finger protein XlCGF57.1-like. NCBI's taxonomy places the organism in Eukaryota, Metazoa, Chordata, Testudines, Geoemydidae. The record is from RefSeq and is a predicted model, not a curated record. Gene Ontology annotation, biological process: regulation of transcription by RNA polymerase II. The transcript has 3 exons. The coding region runs from base 99 to 2048 and encodes 649 amino acids. Gene Ontology annotation, molecular function: RNA polymerase II transcription regulatory region sequence-specific DNA binding; DNA-binding transcription factor activity, RNA polymerase II-specific. Gene Ontology annotation, cellular component: nucleus.